GAGGCUGGAGGGUAUAGUCCAAACGCACCGAAACCGCUACGGGCGGGCGGACCCAAAUCUGGUCGCCGUUCCGUUCUAGCGUUCGAGGCCCCAAUCUCCUCCUCCCCCUUGAUUUCGUCCCCGAUCCUUCUUACUCGACGCCCGAUCGCACGUACGGGCGGAAUUCUAGGGUUGCUGGGGCGCGGAGCUCGGCGUUGGGCGGAGGGAAUGGAUUCGGACGACGACAUGCAUGACGCGAAUGAUGUCCAGUCGGUGGACGACGAUUUCUACGGCGGGGAGACGGGGAUAGGCAGCGACGAUGAGGACUUCGACUAUGAUUUCGUCGACAACGAGUCGGACGAUUACGAUGACGUCACCUCCCGCCAGCAGCAAAACUAUACUAUUUUGAGUGAGACUGAUAUUCGGCAGCAUCAAUGGGAAGAUAUUAGUAGAGUAUCUACUGUCCUUUCAAUACCAAGAUAUGCAGCAUCCAUCCUUCUUCGUCAUUAUAACUGGAGUAUUAGUAGGGUGCAUGAUGAAUGGUUUGUGGAUGAGGAACAUGUUCGAAAGGCUGUUGGUUUUUUGGAGAAGCCUGUUGAAAUGAUGAAUGCCAGAGAACUCACUUGUGGGAUUUGCUUCGAGAAUUAUCCUCGUGACAGUAUGAGUUCUGCUUCUUGUGGUCAUCCUUUUUGUAGGGCUUGUUGGAGAGGUUACAUUAGUACAUCAAUAAGUGAUGGUCCUGGGUGUUUAAUGUUGCGAUGCCCAGAUCCUUCAUGUGGUGCUGCUGUUGGUCAAAACAUGGUUGAUGUAUUGGCUCCUGAAGAAGAUAAAGACAAGUACUCACACUAUCUUCUUAGAUCUUAUGUUGAAGACAAUAGAAAGAUAAAGUGGUGUCCUGCUCCUGGUUGUGAGUUCGCUGUAAAGUUUGUUAUGGGCAGUGGAAGCUAUGAUAUUUGCUGCUUCUGUUCAUAUAGCUUUUGUUGGAAUUGUACUGAAGAAGCUCACCGACCAGUUGAUUGUGAUACAGUAGCAAAGUGGAUCUUGAAGAACAGUGCUGAAUCUGAAAAUAUGAAUUGGAUACUAGCAAACUCAAAGCCUUGUCCGAAGUGCAAACGGCCAAUUGAGAAAAACCAAGGAUGCAUGCAUAUAACGUGUACACCUCCUUGCAAAUUUGAGUUUUGCUGGUUAUGUCUUGGAUCAUGGUCAGAACAUGGUGAGAGGACUGGCGGUUUUUAUGCUUGUAAUCGCUAUGAAGCAGCAAAACAGGAAGGAGUGUAUGAUGAAUCCGAGAGGAGGAAAGAAAUGGCUAAAAAUUCUCUUGAGAGAUAUACACAUUAUUAUGAACGUUGGGCUACCAAUCAGUCAUCAAGGCAGAAGGCACUUGCAGAUCUUCACACUAUGCAAACUGAAAAGCUUGAGAAGCUAAGCGAUGGGCAAAGCCAACCUGAAUCCCAGCUCAAGUUCAUAAUAGAAGCCUGGUUACAGAUAGUGGAAUGUAGGCGAGUAUUGAAGUGGACAUAUGCCUAUGGUUAUUACCUUCCAGAGCACGAACAUGCCAAGAGACGGUUCUUUGAAUAUCUGCAAGGUGAGGCUGAGUCUGGGUUAGAGCGACUUCAUCAAUGUGUGGAGAAGGAGCUCCAAGUCUACCUUGAUGCGGAAUCUCCCGUGGACAACUUUAAUGAGUUCCGUACUAAACUAGCUGGACUGACCAGUGUAACUAGGAACUACUUUGAGAAUCUUGUUCGAGCCCUGGAGACUGGGUUGAAGGAUGUCGGCUCUUCCAACAGCCAGACCACAUGCACCCAGGGUUUAAGCUCCAAGAUCUUGGGCAACAAAAGUAAGGGCGGAAAGAUCAAAACAGCCGGGACCAGCUCUGGAUCUGGUGCUCCAAUCCAUAACUUGGACAACAUCAAUUUCUGGUCGUGUGACCACUGCACCUAUGCAAACCCUAGGUCUACUAACACGUGCCAUAUGUGUGAGCAUCGCAGGUAAUCCAGUCCAGUUUGGAUCCUCCUGCAAUAUGGACAGCAUUUUUCUGUAGUUUGCUCUUGAAUUUGCUUGGCCUGUGAAAAUAGAAAACAUCUCCAUGAUGCAAUGUACAUAUCACUCUAGUUUAUAACCUGGCAUACAAGAAGGGAAAUAACAGGCAGGAAAGUAGGCCUAGAGCAUAGGAAUGGGAAGAAAAGAGAUGCAUGAUUUCUGCCUGUUCAUGUAGAAAUCUAUUGCUCUUCAAGCUUGCCAAUGUGUGCUAGCAAUUUAUUGCUCUUGGACAAUAUCAUGGUCUACAUGCAGGUAAUAAACGUUGUCAAGAACAAUUAAGCUAUAUAGAAAUUUUAAUUUAUGUUCA
Molecule: messenger RNA, 2326 nt
Organism: Musa acuminata AAA Group (dessert banana)
Lineage: Eukaryota; Viridiplantae; Streptophyta; Magnoliopsida; Zingiberales; Musaceae
Product: probable E3 ubiquitin-protein ligase ARI8
Exons: 15
Coding region: 208-1971 (587 amino acids)
Biological process (GO): protein polyubiquitination; ubiquitin-dependent protein catabolic process; positive regulation of proteasomal ubiquitin-dependent protein catabolic process
Cellular component (GO): ubiquitin ligase complex; cytoplasm
Molecular function (GO): zinc ion binding; ubiquitin conjugating enzyme binding; ubiquitin protein ligase activity
Source: RefSeq, a predicted model, not a curated record